AGCCUUUGAAACAUAUUACAUAAUUGGAUCACAUGACGGGGCUCCUGCGAAUAUUAAAACCCCUGGGAAAAACCUUGACAUAUACCUAAUAUACCUAGCUUGACAAGCAGUACGACCUCCGCUUCUGGAAGCCGGCCUCAAUUUUUUCUUAUCCGUUCCAAGCGGAGGGGCGAAGAAGAAGAAAAAACAAUGGCUUUUCCAGCUCCUACGCUACCUGGUCAGCUGAAAUCCUCUGUUGUGGCAGCGCCAGGGCUCUUACCUCGCUUUGAUCGCAAAUACACCUUAAAAAACAACAGGAGGCGGAGGGCAAGAGUUGUGUUAGGAGCAGCAAAUUCAGAAGAGGCGUCGUGUGAAGCAAUAUUCGGAGGACAGAAAGAGCUUUCGGGGCCGGAGAAGGUUCUACAAGGCCUCUCUGCGCCUGCUAGAUAUGGAGCCUGUGCUGCAAUUGUAGCAGGGGCUUUGGCAGGGGGAUAUGCUGUUGGCUCCACUAGAAACGCUGCAGUGGGAGGGGCUGUAGCUCUUGGACUAGCAGGCGGAGCUGCCGCCUAUGCGCUAAACUCCUCUGCCCCCCGGAUUGCUGCUGUAACUGUGCAUAACGCGGUCGCUAGUUGCGCUCAUCCUACUGACCUCACCAGCGAAGCCAUAAAUUCCAUACUUCACAAAUAUGGGGUCAGCAAACAAGAUGAGGCUUUUAAUGCUGAGCUUCGAGACCUUUAUGAUAGGUAUGUUUCCUCUGUCAUUCCUCCUGGCAAUGAGGACCUUAAAGGCAAUGAGGCAGAUGUAAUAACUCAAUUCAAAAAUGCUCUGGGUAUUGAUGACCCUGAUGCAGCAGCUGUGCAUAUAGAAAUAGGAAGGCGCAUGUUUAGGCAGAGACUUGAAACAGGAGAUCGUGAUGCUGUAACAGAGGAACGCAGGGCAUUUCAAAAGCUGGUUUACAUUUCAAAUAUUAUAUUUGGAGAUGCAUCAAAAUUCCUUUUACCCUGGAAACGGGUUUUCAACAUUACUGAUGCUCAAAUUGAGGUUGCAAUACGAGACAAUGCACAAACACUUUUCAAAUCCACAUUGAGCUUUCUUGGGAGAGAUCUCGAUGAAAGACAACUCAGGAAUUUGAGGGAGGAACAAGUUAAACUCAAGCUUCCUGAUGAGGAUGCUGCUGAUCUAGUAAGAGAUUAUGCUCGGAGGCAGAUAGAGGAGAUGAUUUCAUCGGCUCUUGAAAUUCUGAAGUCUAAGGGGAGAGCAAAGGGAUCAUCAACGGGUGUUGUUGAGGAGCUUGAUAAAAUUUUGGCAUACAAUCAUGCUCUCAUAGCAUUGACUCAACGUGCAGACAAGGAACACUUUCCUCCUGGGAUUGGACCUGUUUCUGUGAUAGGUGGUGAGUAUGAUCGUGAUCGCAAGAUGGAUGAGCUGAUGCUACUGUAUAGAGCUUACCUAACUGAAGCAUUAUCUACCGGUCGUAUUGAGGAUGAAAAGUUUGAAGCACUGAACCACUUAAAGAAUAUAUUUGGUCUAGGCAACCGUGAAACAGAGCAGAUUGUACUGGAAAUUACAACAAAGGCAUACCGGAGAAGGCUUUCUCAGGUUGUCAGUGGAGGUGAUUUGGAGGCUGCACCUAGCAAAGCAGCUUUUCUUCAACGCCUCUGUGAUGAGCUGCAUUUUAAUCCACAGAAAGCCAGUGAAGUGCAUGCAGAUAUAUAUAGGCAAAAACUUCAACAGUGUGUUGCAGAUGGUGAUUUAAGUGAGGAAGAUGUGGCUGCAUUACUACGCUUGAGAGUACUGCUCUGCAUCCCACAGAAAACAGUUGAUGCUGCUCAUGAAGAUAUCUGUGGUCGUUUGUUUCAGAAGGUAGUAGAUCAGGCCCUUUCCGCUGGUAUAAAUGGUUAUGAUGAACAAAUGAGAGCUUCAGUACAAAAGGCCGUCCGAGGAUUGCGUCUUGCUGAGGAGACAGCUGUUGCCAUUACAAGCAAGACAGUACGGGCUAUGUUUAGAAUUUAUGUGAAGAGAUCAAAGGCGGUGGAAAAUCAAGCUGAAGCUGCAAGGGAGCUGAAGAAGAUGAUCCAUUUCAAUGAUAAAGUAGUUACAGAAUUGCUUGCAGAUAUAAAAGGGUACUCCUCUGUUGUUUCUCCUGAAUUGCCAAAGGAAGAGCCUAAAAAGGAAAAGGAUGAUGAAUUUAGUGAAAAGCUCAAAAUGCCUCGCCAGGUAAAAGACUACAAGCCGAGGGAACAGAUACAGACUGAGAUCACUUUAAAGGAUGAUCUUUCUCUCAGGGACAGAACUGACCUAUAUCGGACCUACUUCCAAUAUUGCAUUACUGGUGAACCUGUUGGUAGGCAAUUUGGAAUGCAGGUAAGAAAAAGGGUGGAUAAGACAGAGUUUUUAAGACUGAAACAGCUGAGAGAAAUUUUGGGUUUGACUCAAGAAGAGUCUAGUGUUGUACACAUAAGCUAUUCUGAACAGGCUUUCAGAAAGAAAGCUGAAGUCAUUUUGGCAGAUGGGCAGCUUUCAAAGGAAAGGAUGGAAAUUCUAAAUGAACUUCAGAAACAGCUUGAACUUCCUGAUGAGUCAGCACAGAAGAUUAUCAAAAGUAUAACAAAAACAAAGAUAAGUGGUGCCAUAGAAGCAGCUUUGAGCCAGGGGAAGAUUACAAUUGAACAAAUUAGGAAAUUGAGAGAAGCAAAUGUGGAUAUGGAUGAAGUGAUUUCAGAAGGGGUUAGGGAAAAUGUUUUCAAGAAAAUCAUUGAUGGAAUAUUUUCUUCGGGGACUGGAGAUUUCAAUGAAAAAGAUGUUUAUGAGAGAAUUCCAGAAGACCUUGGAAUGGAUGCUAGUAAAUGUAAGAAAUUGGUUCAAGAUAGUGCUAAAGAAAGAUUAUCAAACACUUUAGUGCAAGCUGCAGCAUUUCUACGGCAAAAAAAUUCAUCUGGAGUGGUUUCAUCUCUCAACAACUUGCUGGCAUGUGACAAGGCUUUGCCUGCUGAACCUUUAUCGUGGUCUAUAGAAGAAGAAGUUGCUGAUUUUUUCUGUAUCUACCUUAAGGGAAAUCCUCCUAAAGAGAACAUUGAUCGCUUGCAGUAUCUUCUUGGCAUUGAUGAAUCCACUGCUUUAUCAUUGAAAGAUUCAGGUGCAUUCAGCUUAGGAGCAGAGGAGGAAGAAUUUGUAUUUUAACUUGAAUGCAGCUUUUAAUUUUCAUGAUGCUUCUUUUAGUUGAGAGGUGCAAUUGGCUUCACAUUUUAGGUAUCACAACCAUUAUAAUCAUUUAGGGUAGUAGACAACUCUUUUGGAUACUAUUAUCUUUUGUUUCUAUUACUUUGAUAAUAGGAACAAAGUAUAAUUAGGCCUCUAAUUGUGAAUAAUAGAUUGCUGUUCUAGCAUCCUUGUAUUUUUUCCUUGUAUGUUUUAUAAUAUGGGGGCUGAAUAUGCAGAAUAUCAAGGAAUUCAUAAUUGCAGUUUGAGGCUCCUGUAGCAACAAUUUUGGUCACACUUUUCUGUUUUAUUGUACACAGUUAUGCCAUUGUUGUGAAAUAAUUUAUCACUUUCUUUGUGACAA
Messenger RNA from Cryptomeria japonica (Japanese cedar), 3541 nucleotides. Its product is annotated as protein TIC110, chloroplastic. The transcript is spliced from 15 exons. The record is from RefSeq and is a predicted model, not a curated record. Gene Ontology annotation, biological process: protein import into chloroplast stroma. Gene Ontology annotation, cellular component: TOC-TIC supercomplex I. The coding region runs from base 190 to 3159 and encodes 989 amino acids. NCBI's taxonomy places the organism in Eukaryota, Viridiplantae, Streptophyta, Pinopsida, Cupressales, Cupressaceae.